Molecule: messenger RNA, 2747 nt
Organism: Glycine soja
Lineage: Eukaryota; Viridiplantae; Streptophyta; Magnoliopsida; Fabales; Fabaceae
Product: serine/threonine-protein kinase ATG1a-like
Exons: 13
Coding region: 361-2439 (692 amino acids)
Biological process (GO): protein autophosphorylation; autophagy; peptidyl-serine phosphorylation
Cellular component (GO): cytoplasm; autophagosome
Molecular function (GO): protein serine/threonine kinase activity; ATP binding
Source: RefSeq, a predicted model, not a curated record
CCAAACAACAGCCCCCAACCCAUUAAUCUUGUGUUAGAAACAGAAAUCAAAUCAAAUAAAUAAUUGGUUCAAGGAGGCAAGCAAAGGAAUGCAAAUUCCAAACCUGAAAUCAAUUCAAACAAACCAUCUUUAACAACAGAAAAUCCGAAAGGAAGAAAUGGUUGUUUUUUUUGUUGGUGAGAGAGAGGGAUAAAUAAAUAGAGAGAAAGCGUGGAUUUUGGUUCGUCCACUCGCACACACUCACUCCACUCUCCGCAGCGUCUUUCCCCACACCCAAAGUUCAAAGUUGGAAUCUUUCGAGCGAAUUUAGACGUGGGUAUGACUCCGUAGGUGUUGUUGUUGAACAAAUAGUUUUGGGUGAUGACGAUGAUGAUGGAGUUGGGUGGACCCAGAGUGAUCGGGGAUUACAUAGUGGGUCCUCGAAUCGGGUCGGGUUCGUUCGCGGUGGUGUGGCGUGCAAGGAAUCGAAGUUCGGGUUUGGAGUAUGCGGUUAAGGAGAUUGAUAAGAGACACUUGAGUCCCAAAGUGAGGGAAAAUCUUCUCAAAGAGAUUUCUAUCCUUAGCACCAUCCAUCACCCCAACAUCAUUCGACUCUUCGAGGCAAUUCAGACCAAUGACAGGAUUUACCUUGUUUUGGAGUAUUGUGCUGGUGGGGACCUUGCUGCUUACAUUCAUCGCCAUGGCAAAGUUUCUGAACCGGUUGCACACCAUUUCAUGAGGCAAUUGGCUGCUGGGUUGCAGGUGCUUCAAGAAAAGAACCUCAUCCAUAGAGAUUUAAAACCACAGAAUUUACUGUUGGCAACUACUGCAGCUACACCAGUUAUGAAAAUAGGGGAUUUUGGUUUUGCAAGGUCUCUUACACCCCAGGGAUUGGCUGAUACGCUAUGUGGUUCACCCUAUUACAUGGCUCCAGAGAUAAUUGAAAAUCAGAAGUAUGAUGCCAAGGCUGAUUUAUGGAGUGUUGGGGCAAUAUUGUAUCAACUAGUGAUUGGGAGGCCACCAUUUGAUGGAAAUAGUCAAUUGCAGCUUUUUCAAAAUAUUUUGGCAUCUACUGAACUGCACUUUCCACCAGAUGCAAUAAAAGUGCUACACUCUGAUUGCUUGGAUCUUUGCAGAAAUCUUUUACGUCGAAACCCAGAUGAGAGAUUAACAUUCAAGGCAUUCUUCAAUCACAAUUUCCUACGGGAACCCAGGCCAACCAUGAAUAUUGAGCAGUUUCAAUUACACCAAUCAGAAAGAUUAACAAAUCAUCAAUUAGGUGGCUCUACCUCCGAGAAGAUUUCUGAAUCACAUUCUAAGUAUAAUCCAAUGGUAGUCAGUUCAGCUGCUGAUGAAACCAUGCUGUUGCAAAGAAAGGAUGGCAAGAUUACAGCUGGUACUACGAAUGCUAAAGGUAAAGGGUCAACUCCAACUAUUGCAAGUGAUAAGCUGGGGAAGGUUGUUGAUGCUGGUGCUCAUUUGUCAAACCAACCGCGAGUUUCCCAUUUAAUGGAGUCCAUCGAGAAAGAUUAUGUCUUUGUCAAUUCCCAUUUCACAUCAUUGGAGGCUUUCUCUGACUACUUUGAAGCAUCUGUGCAAGAUAGUUCCUCGCACAGGAUUUCUCUGUUUCCUUCAAAGAGGACUAAUAUGGAGGUUAGAGAUGCAAAACAAACAAAGGAUCUGCCCUCUUCCUCCACUGAAGGAUUAGAAAAUUUAAAAAGCAAUAAACUUGAGGCAUGUGCAGCUUCCUGUGAAUUUGCUGCCUUAAGGAAAGAACAUCAAAUUUCCCCACUGCACCCUUCAAACAGGUUACAGUUGUUGCAUCAGUAUGUGCAGAUCAUUGCUGAACUUUCACAAGAAAAGUAUAACACAGGACUGUAUCUAGAGUCUCUUGCAGUUGAGUUGGUGGUUUUGGCUAUAUGGAAACAGACUCUAGAAAUUUGUAGCUCUUGGAUGGCCUCAAUUACAAAGAGUGAGUUGCCUGGAAGCAGUUCAGCUAAUGAAUCCAUAUCUGCCAGAGAUAUUAACUUGCCACAGUCUACAGAACAGAAAAUAAAUUUUAGUGAUCCUUCAUCUAUCUCCCUGUGGGCCAAACACGAGUUUAUUGAUGCAGUUGAUCGUGCUGAGAAACUAUCAUGUCAUGUUCAAAAUAUGGAUAAGGCAACUGAGAUGCCAGAUGCAAUGGAAAUUAUAUUCCAAAAAGCUCUCUUAAUUGGGACAAGUGGUGCUGUAGAUGAAUAUAUGGAGAUCAGAGAUAGGGCUGCUGCAUCUUACUCCAAAGCGAUGCUUCUACUUUCAUUUAUUGUGGCAGAAGCAGAGAACCUUCCACUGAACCCACCAUUUUCACUUGUUGCCACUAAUAAGGAGCGAAUCUCACAAUAUAUUCACAGCUUGCAGUCUCGUAAAGAAUCUUCAUCAGAGUCCUCUUCAAAGAAAGUGCUUACACUUUUAUCAAAGUAAAUUACUGGUUUUUAUAGUUUGUCUUUUCAUCACCACUUUUGGAAUCGGUGAAGCAAUUUGUUGCUGACAUCAAUGUUGACUUCCUGUGAUGAGUGCAGACGAGAGACUACCUUUGACAGAUACCAUGUUGUAUAUAGAUAGAUAGAUAUAACCUAUCAUGGCCUUGUAAGGGGACUUUGCCUUUACUGCAUGAUUUCAUGUAUAGAAUGUUAAUUCUUUGACAUGGAAUUUGUAAAUAGUGUAUAGCUCAUAGUCUUUUACAAUUUUGAAACCACUAUGAUCAAUGAAUUGAAAUUUCUUAGGGGAAA